CACUAUCCAUGCUGAGCAUGCUUGAAAAAUCUUAAAUAUCAAAUGAUGCUACCAAUUUCACUUUGUCGGAACAGUUUCCACUUAUAAAAACUGGUCAUGUAAGAGUAUCAUAUAUAUAAUUGCAUCCAGCUAACACCCUCCAAAGCUUCCUACUUAUUUCACAAACACCCUGUGUCUUAUCUAUGGUUGUCUAUGGAUUGUCUGGUAUGGUUUCUUAUUUAUAAGUAAUGCCAAAACUAAAAUAUGGUAUUUCGGUAUUAAUCAUUACAAUAUGUUACAUACAAAAUUACUGCUAUUACAACCUGAUGUGAUAACUAUAGGUUUACCCCAGUUUGUUGUUAACUCUUUUCAUAUGGCUAAACUUGACAAUUCAAAAAUUGAUCUAAGCAAAAUUGAUUCUAAAUUACAAAAUGCUUUGAUGCCAUUUCAGAAAGAAGGUGUUUAUUUUGGAAUAGAUAAAAAUGGAAGAUGUCUUAUCGCUGAUGAUAUGGGUCUUGGUAAAACAUUUCAGGCCUUAGCAAUAGCUGACUAUUAUAGAGAUGACUGGCCUAUUUUAAUAGUAACAACUUCAUCCACAAAAAAUAUCUGGGAAGAAACAAUUCAUAAAUUUUUACCUUCUGUUUCUAUUAUGGAUACACAAUAUAUGGUUUCAACAAAAGAUUAUAUAGGUGACACAAGAAUCUUGAUCACUAGUCAUGACAUGAUGACUCGAGCUUUAUCAAAACUGGUUGAAAAACGAUUUGGUAUCAUUAUUAUUGAUGAAUCCCAUGUAUUAAAAAAUUUUAAAGCAAAAUGUACAAAGGCUGCAAUAGAAUUGUGCAAAAUUGCUCGCAGGGUAAUAUUAUUAAGUGGAACACCAGCCCUUUCUAGGCCUAGUGAGCUGUACUCUCAGCUUUCUCUGAUCGAUCACAAAUUUUUUGGUAGUUUCUAUGAAUACAGUAAAAGAUAUUGCGAUGCAAAAGCAACUAAAUUUGGUUGGGAUGCAACUGGAAAGUCAAAUCUUCAAGAACUAGAAUUAAUAUUAAGUAAACAUUUCAUGAUACGACGCACUAAGGAUGAGGUUCUUAAAAGUCUUCCUGAGAAAAAGCGACAAGUAGUUACUUUGGACGUGGAUUUAAAGCAGUUAAAGGAAGAUGAGCAAAUCCACUUUAAUACCUUAGCUUCCAAAUGUAAUAAACUAAAAAUGGGCCCAGAUAAACAAGGUGCACUGUUAUUGUUUUUUGCUGAGACAUCUAAAAUUAAAAUACCAUCAGUAAGGAACGUAAUUGCCACCGUUUUUGGAGUUUGUGAAGACCACCAAGGAGGGUGGAGUAGGUGUAUUCUAGUCAGGUCUAACAGGCCCCUGAGCUCGUUCUGCGCGAUGGUUAUCGGGUUGGGGGAAGCUCUUAUGGGACGUCUGGCGUCGACGUGA
Messenger RNA from Agrilus planipennis (emerald ash borer), 1411 nucleotides. RefSeq names its product SWI/SNF-related matrix-associated actin-dependent regulator of chromatin subfamily A-like protein 1. The record is from RefSeq and is a predicted model, not a curated record. Lineage: Eukaryota; Metazoa; Arthropoda; Insecta; Coleoptera; Buprestidae. The coding region runs from base 272 to 1411 and encodes 379 amino acids. Gene Ontology annotation, molecular function: ATP binding; ATP-dependent chromatin remodeler activity. Gene Ontology annotation, biological process: DNA repair; replication fork processing. The transcript is spliced from 5 exons. Gene Ontology annotation, cellular component: nuclear replication fork.